AUGCAGCCACUGCACCAACCCCUGUUCUCGCGUGGCGGCCGGCUGCCCUCCUACUCUUCCGCUGCCUGUACACCAGGAGAGGCCCAGAGGUCUUCUGUAACUACACCUCUUAAAUUGAAGGACUCGCAUCAUCAACGGCAACCCUGCAGUACUCCUUCCUCUGUACUUCCUCUCGACAACCGCCCCCCUGGUGCUGUCAGGCGGGAGGGCCCCCUCUCCCAAAAUACAACUUUCAGCUCUCCUCAUGAGGAGCUCCUUUGUCCCAAUUCUUCUCUCUGGACAUCCGCCCUCCUGUCUUCAUCUCAUUUAUUGGCCUCUGGGCCCACCGCUCUCCCUUCCGCAACGCAAGGACGGCAACACCAGCCAGCAGCAAAAUUCUGCAGCAGCAACACCAGCAGCAGCCAGGGUAAGGGCCUAUACUCUAGCAGCAGCUUUCACUCUACCAUUUCAACAGCUGCAACCAUUUCUACACCAGAGCAGCAGAGACCCUUCUCCACGUCUCGUGGGCCGCUCAGCAGCAGAACAGCUGCAGGGGUUAGGUGCCCUUCCCCAUCUCGGCCUGUAGAGGCCUUGGGGGACCACGCUAUCCCAUCUGUUGCAUCAUCUAUUCAUCCUUCUUCUCCGUUUAUCACGAGCAGUGGCAAUGCACUGAAAGAGGGGCCUUCCAAGACCACCCGUUCCUUGUCCCUAACACGGGACCCGAGCCUACGUCCUGCUCAGGUGUACGUACAACGCUGCAACCAAAACCACACUCUGCUGAAGAACGCAUCCAGCAGCAACGGUAACAUCAGAAACCACAGCAGCAGCGGCAACAGGGGUGGGGAAGGCUUCUUCACCCUGGCUGCCUACAGGGCUACCGACUCGCUCCGCAGCAGUAGAAAGGGGGAUCCUCUCUCAUCUUCUGGGGCGUCGGGGGCCCCCUCCUAUGACUGUUUAGUUGCUAGUCGUCCUUUGCCUUCUUCUGGUUUGCAUUCUACCUCAGGGGCUACAGACAGAUCCUUGGGGGGGCCGUCUUCUUCAGCACCAGCAGUAACCCCCCUACAGCUGCGGCCUUUCCCUUCUCCUGCAUAUUUGAAGGGCCCCUCAUCAAGCUCCUUAGGACCCCCUUCUUUUUAUUCAGUGGGUUCCUCCUUGUCUCGAGGUGGUCAGUCCUCAAGGGCUUUGGGACCCCCCAUCUCUUCUUCCCCGUUCAGAACCCCUUCCUCCGGGGCCCUUCCCUCUUCGUCCUUGGGGGCCCCUCCUUCCUCUGCUGUCCUUCAGAGGGAGUUUCGCCUUUCUCCCCCGUCGCUACUGCAUGGGAAGGAUAAAAGAUGGCAAGAAGACGACCAAAACAUUCAAGCUGACGAUAUGCAGCAGGAGCAGCAGCAGCAGCAGCAGCAGCACGUACAGCAGCAGCGCCAUGUGGAGCAGCUGCAGCACCAGUUCAAGCUAGACCAACUCCAGCAAAAGCAGCAGCUGCUGCAGUCCCAGCUGCAGCAGCUGCGGGAUGAGGUGUAUCUACAGCGAGAUCCCUUGAAUGAACAGUUGAUUCCGCCUUCGGCUGCAGACCCCCUUGCGCUGCUGGAGCAACGCGGGGCAUCACAUCUUUCCCACGAUCCCUUUCGUCCUGCUCCACCUCCUACGCCCCCUGCUGCUGCUGUUACAGCCUGUGAUGCUGGGGGAGAGAAUAGCGCGUUUGUUGCUGGUGCUCGUGUGCUCGAACCCCAAAGACAUUCUGGUGACCUCCGGACAGAGUCUAGCAUGCAGAAGCAGCCGUAUCAGCAGCAUGCGUACUAUCCGCUGCAGGGUUAUCAUCGCCACCAGAAAGAACAGCCCCAGCAGCAGCAGCAACAGCGCGAUGAGCAUCAGGCAAGUGCACAGGAGCGCCCUGAGAUAUUUUCGAGAUUGGGUGUGACUGUGUUGGAGUGCAUCCAAAGCUCGCUGUUGCGCCGCCGAGUAUGUGGUUUUAUAACAUACUUAAAAGAACUGUUUCAAGAUGUGGACAGGAUUCCAGCAGACAGUGUCCUGCCGUGUGUCUUGACGCUGGCGUCUGCUGCACAUGGCCUUCCCAGAUCCGAAGGUCCCUUGGGGCUCUCUUGGUGCUGUCUGGCAGGAGCAGAACUCAGCAGAUUGGGACCUCCCACCCACACGGGGGCCCCGUCUAAGUGCAUGGAAGUUGGCUUAUGUGUGAAGGACAUAGUUCUCCUGCGCCUCCUCAAUACUCUCUUUGCUGCCCGCAGCCUAAAGACAGCUCAACUGAAAACACACAGCAAACGCAACAAAAACCACACAUGCAUAAACCAAACCGCAACGUCAUCAUCAACAACAGGAGAAACAGCAGAGAGGGAGGGGGAAAACGGCAGAGAUGGGACUUCUGCGCAAGGAGUUGAGAGAAGAUGCUCACCGGUGACGCUGUUGCUGCUCGCUCGCGAAGGCAGCAAACAGAUUUAUGUGAAGCUGCAGCAAACUCCGAGGAUGAGGCUAGAUGACUGUUCUCCUAGCUCAAGUUCUGCUGCUGCUGCUUCUGGUAGUGGUUCAGCGGAAGAUGAGCAUUCAGCAGACAGCCACGACAUAACAGGACCAACAACUUCUGAGACGACUACCAUCUCCCUUGCAACGUGCAGUUCACUAGCUCUUGCACUCUCGGCCCUUGAAAGCUUUGGGUCCGCCCCUGGUCCUACUGCUGAUGCUUCUGCUGUUGCAGGGCGGCACCUGUGUUAUUCCCCUUUGCUUCGUUGGCUGUGGCGCGAGGUGGAGGAGCGUCGGGAGAAGGCGAUGGCCUUCGACAUAUGCUCCAUCGUGCUGGCCAGGACUGCUCGUUGCAGCAGCUGUAGCAGUAGCAGCAGGACGAUGAAGACGAUAAGGAGGAGCAUGAGCAGCAGCAGCAGCAGCAGGAGCCAAAGCAGCAGCAGCAGGGGGAUGGGGAGCAGAGAGGCUGGUUUAUUGUUGCUGCUGCCUCCGCGAGAUAAUCUCCUGGACUGGCUGAACUGUUGCAGCCCUGAUUUAGCGGCUCUGCUGCUACUGUCACUUUCUUCUUCGUCUUCGAGCCUCUCUUCUGCUGCUGUUGGUCAAACACUGUCGCUGCUGCAUGCCACGGCCUCUCAGCUGCAUCAAUGUUCUUCUGUUGGCGUGGCGGCGUGGUGGAGGGCCUUUGGGGAGUUGCAUCUUUCUUUCGAUUCCCUUCCUCUUCUCCUUCACCCCGCAGUUGAUGCCCUAAACACAUGCAUGCACCGCCUCCCUCUGGGGUCCCCUCUGGCCGACGUCGUGUGGGCAGCCUGCCGCUCAGGCGCACUCCGUCUAUACAAUCCCACCAUCAGCAACAGCAGCAGCAACAGCAAAAGCGGCACCAGGACGGAUGGCAAUUUGUCUCACUUGUCGGAGCUGUUACCGCGAGCUGCCCGAGCGGCGCUGCAGCACGUUGAGGUUUUCCAGGUGGAGGAUAUCUGCCUCAUCGCCUGCUGUUGCGCCCUUCACGCAAAAGGCUAUCCAGGAAUCAAACCUAACAGUAGCCGAAGCAGCAACAGCAGCAGCAGUGAGUGGAGUUAUGGGGGCGUGGAGGUGCCUGUUGAGUUUGCCAUCCGGGGAGGCGAUUUAAAGCAAUACUGCCUCCUCGCAGCUACAAAGCUGGCAGAUACCGGGCCCACGUUGCUGCUAGGGCAUGCAGACAACAGCAGCAGCAGAAUGGGCGAGGGAGACUUCGGGACAAAUAUGCUGCAAGAGGAAGACGGCCGCAUACACACCGCCGACCAUAGACAGCAACAGAACUCUUUUGCUUCUGGAACUCAACGCCAAUGCGGACACCUAAAAGCAUUCACCGGCCUUCACAAAGAGACGGAGACAGAAGCGAGGACGAAAACAGAAAUAAUUACAGAGACAGAAAGAAAGACAGAAGCUGAGUCAUUGGCUGUAGAGCUGCUGCGGGCCAUGUCCGCCCACUUUGGCGCGGAUGCCUUCGCCGCUUCUCCGAAGGCGAGUCGACUCCGCCGAUUUGCGGAGCACCUGAUGAGAAGUGCAAUACAACAACACCUCCAACACACCAACUUGCGCUGCUGCAAUGAAAGCACCACCAGCAGCAGCAAUUGCUUCGGCAAGGGGGCUGAGUUUUGUGGCUUUUUCGGUGCCGGUUCUUCCGCAGCAGCAGGUGCUGCUGGUUCUGGUGGAUGUUCCUUAUCCGUACGCGACUUAGUUGAGGAAGAGGACUCACAUAACACCAACAAAGAACUUGGAGCAACGACAGUAGCAGAAACAGUAACAACGGGCGCCGAUGGUGGAAUGCGAACCCCAGCGGGCGGAGGAGGGUGGAUAUCUUGGGGACUGAAACGGUUCAGCAUAAUUCGACGGUCGCGGAAGGCCGCAGCAGCAGAAAUUAAGGGAGAUGAGGAGAGGAGAAAUAGCAGCUGCAGAGACAACCGCAGUUCAUUUGCCUCUAUCGAGGACGAAGAAGAGGAUCUAAACAACAGAGAAAUGAACCAACCUGAGGAGAAAAGGAAGAACAAAGAAAGGAACAGACCGCUUCCGCCGACAUCUACUAACCGACUCUGGCCCUGGGCUGCCUCUGCAGACAGCGGAGUGAUGAAGAUGGGGACGGAAGGCGACGAGGAAGAAGAAAUGCCACUUCAAUGUUAA
Molecule: messenger RNA, 4605 nt
Organism: Eimeria maxima
Lineage: Eukaryota; Apicomplexa; Conoidasida; Eucoccidiorida; Eimeriidae
Exons: 2
Coding region: 1-4605 (1534 amino acids)
Source: RefSeq, a predicted model, not a curated record